CUUAGGUUAAAAAUGUAGGUCAAUUUGAAAUAAACAUGUUUUUAAAAGGUAUUUCUUAUAAAUUAAGUGAACACAUAUUAAAAUUAGUAAUAAAGGAAAAACAAAUGUCUAGCAAGAAUGAUAACAUAGAUAUAUACAAAUAUGUCAAUGAUUAUAAACAUACGGGAAGAAUUUUUUUCUAAUAUGUCAUCCCAAAAGGCAAUGGAAUUCUUCCAAUGAUCAGAGGAAACAAGUUAUGAAGGAAAUGAAACUUUAUUU
Nezara viridula (southern green stink bug) is the source of this 258-nucleotide messenger RNA. Lineage: Eukaryota; Metazoa; Arthropoda; Insecta; Hemiptera; Pentatomidae. The record is from the annotation of a GenBank genome assembly.